Molecule: messenger RNA, 402 nt
Organism: Pisolithus orientalis
Lineage: Eukaryota; Fungi; Basidiomycota; Agaricomycetes; Boletales; Pisolithaceae
Exons: 4
Coding region: 1-402 (133 amino acids)
Source: RefSeq, a predicted model, not a curated record
AUGACUUUCAAAGGCUCCAAGCCUUUGAGAGCUGCCAAGGGCACCAAGCCCCUGGCACUUGGUAGGGGACACACCAAACAUUCCCCUGGUGUAAUAGAUGUCAAAGAGAACAUACCAUUGACCAUGAAAUGUCUCCACACAAAGAUGGUUGGAGAUCAGCAAAGGAAGGGAGAUGCAAGCCUUGAACUCACCAGAGGGCAAAUUGAAAAGACUCUAGUAUUGGAAGGAGAAGACAGAACUGGGGGUAGCCAUGACAAACCAUCGGUCUUAAUAGAUAAUGGAGGGAAUGCUGUGUUAACCAGGAAAGUGCAAGGUUCUAUAUACUGUGUAGAUAUCAGCAAUGCUAGUGUUGUCAGAGGAACAUUGGAUGAUGUGACUCUAUUUCAUGGGCUGGCACUCUGA